AUGCGAUGCACUCUUUGCUUAGGUCUUGAUAUUCAAAAAUUAAUUGAUUAUGCUGAGGUUGAGUUCUCGGGGUGGUACAUACCCAAGAGUUCCUUCUAUCAGCACUAUGCCUCGAUUCACGAGCUGGAGAAAUCAGCUGAUGGAGGUUGCGACCUUUGUGCACUUAUGAUAUACGCCUUCAAGAAUUCUAGAUCAGAUGACCACCGGUAUUAUGCUAUAGAGGAUAGUGAUCUUCUUAGCGCCAUCAAGGAAUGGGUAGAAACUUCGUCUAUCCGAAUUUCUAUCCAGGCGAGCCACAUUUACGUUGCCAAGCCAUUAGAGGAGGCUCAAAUGCUGGACAUGCUCCAGAUCUCGGCUGGGGAAUACAAGGAGACAAGUUCAGACCCUGAUGAGAGCUCUCUCCAGGAGCCACCGACAGUGUUCCUGCAGUUGUUAACACCCCUGGAGCACCCACUGAAACUCGGAAGAUACGAUAUUGGACGCUUCAAAACGGACGUAGACCUUGGCUCGGACUCCAAUGUCGCUAUAGCCAAGAAUUGGAUCGAUACGUGCUCAAAUCAUCAUCAAGGUUGCCCUUCACCAGACCCGACAAGCUUUCCUACACGUGUUAUUGAUGUAGGAACAAUCGGCGACGCGAAAUGUAGCCUAUUCAUUCCUAAAUCUGGGUUCAUUUCGCGAUAUGUAGCACUGAGCCAUUGCUGGGGUGGCCCUAUUGAACAUAUCCUACUCAAGAAGACGUUAGCUGAGUUCCAGACCAGCAUACAUUGGGAUAAUCUCGAGGCAAAUUUUCAAGAUGCUGUAACAAUUACCCGAAAUCUCGGACUCAGGUACCUCUGGAUUGAUUCGUUGUGCAUUAUCCAAGACGACUUCGAUGAUUGGGCUGUUGAGUCCGCAAAAAUGGCUGACCUUUAUCGCAACGCGUUUGUGACGAUAUCGGCAAUGUCAUCGCCUAUUAGCAGCCAUGGCAUCUUUCAGACUCCCAUAGAGGUGGAAAAUCCAACUCCACCAGCUGUUGAUAUCUGCCUAUCGAACGACAAUCAGACCACUGUUUCAGUUGCAACGUUCAGUCAAGGAGACAGAUCUAGGGUUGAAGACCUUCGUUGGCUCUAUUUGUACUCACCAUUAUGCAUCCGCGGUUGGUGUCUGCAGGAGUCUGUGUUAUCUCCGAGAAUCCUACACUAUGGUGUCUCUCAAAUCUACUGGAAGUGUUCCCGUGGCUUUCAAUCGGCUGAUGGUGCCCUUCCGGGGAAUUUGUUCCCCGAAAACGAGUUUUAUCCGGCGCUAUCUUCUGUUUUAUACUCAGACCUUGCAAGGGGCGGCGAUUCAUCAAUGGUGGUUGCACUUGACAAGAGGAGGCUCAUGGAUGAGUUUUAUGAACUGGUUAAUCAAUACACAAAGAGAAAACUAUCGUACUGGAGGGACAAGUUGCCGGCUUUCUCUGGACUUGCUCAGAAGAUGCAUGCCGCCGUUGGUGGGACGUACCUCGCUGGCAUUUGGAGUGAAGAUAUCCGGAGAGGCCUCUCAUGGCAGAAAGAAAUGUCAUGGGCGAGACAUGCGUCGACUUACCAGGCUCCAUCAUGGUCAUGGGCCACCACCAACGACUUAGUCAAUUUUGAUAACCCUGAUUCUUUCGAGGAUGAGGAUAACCUUAUUCUCGUAGACUCUGACAUCCAGUUGGUCAACAAAAACAACCCGUACGGCGCUGUGAGGUCUGGUCACAUCAUUGUACGCGGUCUUACAAUGGAGCUCUGGCGUACUGUGGGGACGAUCAGCCAGACAGAGCUUGAAUCAACAAUAGACCUUGGUACCGCCCUAUGGGAUGAGCCAAUGUUUGAGGGAGACUCUCUUGGACUGACAAUGAGGCAUAUACGCGAAGUGAUAGAUGUCAAAACUGGAGAGCAGGCAUGCUUUUUGGAAGGAAUUGAAGCUGGAUAUCGCGACUUGCUUGAGGCAACAAUACCGGGGCUGGAAGAUAUUGAGUCAAAGAGAUAUACUGUUCUUUUAGUGAGCAAGGCUAGCCCUACAGAAGAAGAUCACAGGGAAGGGGGGCAUUGCAUCAUACUGGAAAAGCAGAUGGAGGAAGAUGCAUAUCGGAGGGUAGGAUUGCUGUCUUUGUUUCCAUACCCUCUCACAAGAUUCAAAGGUUGGAAGAGCGAGACCCUGAAACUUAUAUGA
This is a messenger RNA of Clonostachys byssicola, 2175 nucleotides long. The record is from the annotation of a GenBank genome assembly. Lineage: Eukaryota; Fungi; Ascomycota; Sordariomycetes; Hypocreales; Bionectriaceae.